AAUUUCAUUUUGACAUUUGAUUUAGGUUGAUAGAAAUUUGUCAAAUAUCAUCAACAACAAAGAUUUUUAGGAUUUAAAGACCGCAAAAAGACUAAAGAAGAAAUAUUAAAAGACUUUAAAGUGUGUAUCAAGUUUAUUACCAACACAGUUUUAAGUGAUGGCAUUAUCCAAUCUUUAGUUUUACAAAUAAACAAUAAUCUAAGCAUGAAGAUCCUAUUUAGAAGCAAACGAUUAUGUUUAACAUUUAUCAAUAAAAAUUAUAGCACGGCACCCAAAUCAUUAGCAACUGUGCAUAUAAACGGGAAGGAUUAUCGUACGGAUGAUUACACAAAUAUAACACCGAAGAUAUCGUCGUAUAUAAAUAGAAAUUUACACCUGAAAAAAGACAAUCCACUUUCUUUGGUUCGCCAACGUAUAGUUAAUUAUUUCUAUGGCUCAUUCAGAUAUGCAGGCAAUCCUAUGUUCAGCGUCUACGAUAAUUUAUCUCCUAUAGUAACAACUCGCCAAAAUUUCGACGAUCUACUCAUACCGGAAGACCAUCCAAGUAGAGCCAGAUCUGAUUGUUAUUACAUCAAUUCUUCUACAUUGUUACGAGCUCAUAUGACAGCACAUCAAAGCGAGUUGCUUAGGGCAGGUCUGGAUAAUUUUCUGAUGAUUGGAGAUGUUUACAGGCGUGAUGAGAUAGAUUCCACUCAUUUUCCAGUGUUUCAUCAAGUAGAUGCAGUAAGACUACAACGCAAAGAACAUCUGUUUGAAAACCAUCCUGACUUAGACAUAUUUGAACCAACCUUUGAUCCAACCAAUCCAAAUGCAUUCAAAAAUUCUAUCUCCGACCCAUCUAAGCAGAGCUGCCACACUUUAGAAGCAACAAAACUAAUGGAGGCACAAUUGAAAAACCACCUUAUUGGCAUGGUCAGGGUUCUCUUUGGCGAGGAUAUAAAAUACAGAUGGGUUGAUGCAUACUUUCCCUUUACACAUCCCUCGUGGGAAUUAGAAAUUUAUUAUGACAACAAUUGGAUGGAGGUUCUAGGAUGUGGUAUAAUGCGGAAUGAGAUUCUUGCAAACGCAGGCCCUAACAAUAGCAUAGCAUAUGCAUUUGGAUUGGGCUUAGAAAGGCUUGCAAUGGCGUUAUAUAAGAUACCUGAUAUACGGUUAAUGUGGAGUACUGACCCAGGAUUUUUGAGCCAGUUUCAGAACAAGGAUGUGAAUGCGUGUAUUGAAUACAAGCCAGUAUCAAUUUAUCCGCACUGUACAAAUGAUUUGUCUUUCUGGUUGCCACCAACAUUGACGAUAGAUACUUUUAUGAGCAAUGAUUUUUACGAUCUAGUUAGAGAAAUUGGAGGGGAUGUCAUUGAACAGGUAAAACUAAAGGACAAGUUCGUCCAUCCAAAGACAAAAAAGCACAGCUUAUGUUAUAGCAUCGUGUACCGCCACCUGGAGCGUACUUUGACUCAAGCGGAAGUUAAUAAAAUACACGAAGAAAUAUCUUCGGCGGCGGUGAAUGCAUUUAAUGUCACCAUUAGAUAAUGUUAUUUACCUAGUUAAAUAAACUUGUUAAGUUUGUGUAGUUUAAAUAAAUAAACGAAGUU
This is a messenger RNA of Pararge aegeria (speckled wood butterfly), 1589 nucleotides long. RefSeq names its product probable phenylalanine--tRNA ligase, mitochondrial (gene PheRS-m). The record is from RefSeq and is a predicted model, not a curated record. Bases 205 to 1527 code for a protein of 440 amino acids. Lineage: Eukaryota; Metazoa; Arthropoda; Insecta; Lepidoptera; Nymphalidae. Gene Ontology annotation, biological process: phenylalanyl-tRNA aminoacylation. Gene Ontology annotation, cellular component: mitochondrion; cytoplasm. Gene Ontology annotation, molecular function: tRNA binding; ATP binding; phenylalanine-tRNA ligase activity. The transcript has 3 exons.